Mobula hypostoma (lesser devil ray) is the source of this 3347-nucleotide messenger RNA. Its product is annotated as GTPase HRas-like. The record is from RefSeq and is a predicted model, not a curated record. NCBI's taxonomy places the organism in Eukaryota, Metazoa, Chordata, Chondrichthyes, Myliobatiformes, Myliobatidae. Gene Ontology annotation, biological process: Ras protein signal transduction. The coding region runs from base 231 to 797 and encodes 188 amino acids. The transcript has 5 exons. Gene Ontology annotation, molecular function: GTP binding; GDP binding; GTPase activity. Gene Ontology annotation, cellular component: plasma membrane.
CUUGUAGAUGGGAGAAGGCGUUAGUGGUUAGCGCGGCGCGUUUCGGAGUUCAGUUCCGGCACCGUCCUGUAAGGAGUCUCUUUACGUCCUCCCCGUGGAAAGCGGGUCCGCUCGGUUCUCUCCCACAGUCCAAAGAUGUUCCGGAUUUUAGGUCACAUCACGGACAUGAAUGUUCAUGAUUAAAACACAGAUGCCUGCUUCAUGAUACUCAUCAGUGCACCAAAGGGAAGAUGACCGAAUACAAGCUGGUGGUAGUGGGAGCUGGUGGCGUGGGGAAAAGUGCUCUGACAAUCCAGCUGAUACAGAACCACUUUGUAGAUGAAUAUGAUCCAACGAUCGAGGAUUCCUACAGGAAACAAGUGGUCAUUGAUGGAGAAACAUGUUUACUAGAUAUCCUGGACACUGCAGGUCAAGAGGAAUACAGUGCUAUGAGAGAUCAGUACAUGCGAACAGGGGAAGGUUUCCUCUGUGUUUUUGCUAUCAAUAACAUCAAAUCUUUCGAGGAUGUCCACCUGUACAGGGAACAGAUUAAUCGUGUUAAAGACUCUGAUGACGUUCCCAUGGUACUGGUUGGAAACAAGUGUGACCUUCCAUCACGCACUGUGGACACAAAGCAAGCCCAGCAAUUGGCAAAGAGUUAUGGAAUCCCAUUCGUAGAAACAUCAGCCAAAACAAGACAGGGUGUGGAAGAUGCAUUCUAUACAUUAGUGCGUGAAAUUCGUAAAUACAAGGAGAAGAUCAGCAAAAAUGGUAAAAGGAAGAAAAAGCCUUCAAAGAAGAAGUGCAUAAUUCUUUAAAGUAACUUGGACCUUGAUCUUAAUUUGCAAGUGUUGCAUAUCAGAAGGGAGCAAAUUGAAACUAACCGUCUUUAACUAACACCACUGUCCAACCCUACCUGAACCUUGCUCUCUCCACUAACUGAACACCCAGAGGAAAUGAGAUUAUCGGAUGAUACAGUAAAAGCUGUGGUUUCCAAGUACAGAUCAUGCAGCUUUUGAAAUGCUACUGCAGCAUUUUUAAGUUCACCACUGCUGUUAUUAGUGGGGAUGCCAGAAAUCAGUGUCUGUGAAAAGAUCGUAAGUUUAAAUUCCAAAGCUGUUGCAAUGCUGAACACUUGUACUGAAAAGUUUCCUUUUUUACAAAUGCAGAUUUUAAACUGUCAAUACAAUUGUGUGAUACUGUAAGCCUUCCGGUAACUUAGCCAGUAGUGAUCCUGCUGAUUAACGAAGAGGAGGCUGAGAGAGCCAUGUCAAUUUUGUUUAGUUGCAGUGAAUAUUUCUUGUCACUGGUGCCUGGGUUAAGACCUCAGACAGAACGAUACACAUCCUUUCUCUUGCUAUUCAAUAAUGCCAUUAAACAUUUGAACACUUCCCCGUGAAAUGCUUUAUAUGCAGGAUCUAUGUGCAUGAUGCUAUCUGCAUUGACUAAGAUAUGAAGAUUUCAAGAAAAUGAAGAAUGCUGUUGUUAAUGGUAUAAUCUGGAUAUAAAGAACUUAGAAAAGAGUUAACAGAAGUAAAUGCAAACUGGUUACAGAUGUGAAAUUGCAGCUCCAAUUGUCAGUAUCAUAGUUUACAUUUUAAUUCCACUGGAAGAUAGCCAGGAACUGCUGUUGAAUUGGAUCUGAACUUGGACUAUUUCAUUGCAAUGAAGUUUAGAAUACACAGGAAUUAAUAACUGUACUCAGUGCUGUUAAUAGUAGCUGUCAUAGUCUGUGGCCUGAAUUAUUCAUUUCUUCCAAACAUGGAAAACAAACUAUAGUGAAAGAUUGUAAUUGCAGUCCUCAAAUAGAAAUGCCUAUCCACCUUCAACUGACUGGAGAACUGCCAAUUAUUAUGUUUCACUCCCUGCUUCACAGUUCCACAGAAAAAUAAUGGAAGGCUUGAGAUCAACUUAAGUAAAAAUCAUUCAGGAUAAAAGCAUUCUACAAAUAGUCCAAGAAUAUAUAAUCUUUACAAAUGUUGUAUCGAAAGAGUGAUAUGCCAUAUGAGUAAUGAUUUUGUGAAGAGUCGUAGCCCAAGUUUUUGGCCUCAGAAUUUGGAGUUUGUAAAAUAAUGUAAAUGCUGGAGAGGGGGGAUCAUUAUUCAGUUAGCUUGCUGAACCUAAGUAUUUUUGUUUUUGAUUUCAAAGAAGUUUAAUUCUGUGCAAACAGUUAUUGUUGCCCAAUGGGUUCCAGUGUCAAUUGGCACACUUCAUCACAUCUGUUGUGAAAGGUGUCAUGUUUGGAGGACCACUAGUGUCCUCUUUGUGUGAUGAAUAAGUACCACAACUCUGUGGCAAUCUCCUCCACAACUUGUAUAAUUUAGUAUGUACAAAGUUACUGGAUGUUUCAAUAAUAUGAGUUUGUUUCUCAACUGAUUUACUGAUUAAUGUAAUACAAAGAUGACGUGUUGCCAUUUAGUCAACAGCCUGGUGCCAGUUCCAGAAUCUUUUCCAUUAACUUGCCUCUUGUCUUUAUGCGACUUUUACUUUCAGACAAAAACUAAUUUACAGCUUAACUUAAACUUACUAUAUGUGUGACUGAUUAUGGCUCAUUUCUUGUUAUUUGGACAGCAUUAAACCCAUUGUCCAAGAUAAAAAUAUUUAAAGAUGAACCAUAUUUGCAAAUCAAUCACUAACAAAAUAUCUUGCAAUACUUUAUUGACCAAGUUUAAAAAGGUUUGGACAAUCUAUUCACAUUUGAUUAUACUUAACAUGUUAAAUCUAUUUUGCAAAUCCUAUUUUGCAGUUCUACAAAUAGAUUAUAAAAAUGAAUAGACUGAAUGACUUGUUAUUCCCUUCAAAUGGUGAAAAUGUCCAUUGUUAGUUUAUAUUUCAAUAACCCACUGCGACAGGUGGUCAACAGUGUAAACUGUUUUCACGUAUUAUAAUAGAUUCCCUGCUUUACUGAGAACAAUCUUGCUCUUUAUCAUAUUUGAAACAGUUCCCAGCUAAUUAAUUCUGAAUUGAUUAUUCUCACAGUACUUUGUUGCCAAUUUACCCAACAACUGAUGUAUCUGCUUCUGUAAUGGAAUUUGCAGACAUGGUAAAACUGUUCAUCCUUUUAAUGUCACAGAUAACUUCUAUCUUUCUGAAUUGCUUUAACAGGGCCGCUGUUUAUAAAUUAAUUUAAAAGAUGGUACAUCUGAAAGCAGUGCUGCUGUGGGCCUUCAACUCAUAAACAUCUGAUGAGCUGAGAGUUGAAAUUGGCAUUUUCUGAAGUAGAUCAUUUCACUGUUCAAUUAAUUGUUACAGUAUACUUUAAAUAAAACUGCAAUCUGUAAUUCUUGUUCUUGUCAAAAUUAAACUGAGUUCAAGGUAUUCUGCUUUCAUUUCCCAAUAAACAGAUUCAGUUUUGAUAUUCUUUACAA